Cottoperca gobio is the source of this 1080-nucleotide messenger RNA. RefSeq names its product histone H1-like. The record is from RefSeq and is a predicted model, not a curated record. Gene Ontology annotation, biological process: nucleosome assembly. Gene Ontology annotation, molecular function: DNA binding; structural constituent of chromatin. Lineage: Eukaryota; Metazoa; Chordata; Actinopteri; Perciformes; Bovichtidae. Bases 59 to 703 code for a protein of 214 amino acids. Gene Ontology annotation, cellular component: nucleosome. The transcript has a single exon.
GCUGGGAGUUUUCCAACAGUCUCAUCAGAAUAAUCUCGAGGAUCCAACUGACAACACAAUGGCAGAAGCCGCUCCAGCCGCCGCCGCCGCCGCCGCCGCCACACCGGCAAAGUCUCCGAAGAAGAGAGCUCCCAGACCGAAGAAAUCUGGACCCAGCGCCCCUGAGCUCGUCUUGACAGCAGUCUCUGCCUCCAAGGACCGUAAAGGGAUUUCUUUAUUUGCCCUGAAGAAGGAGCUGGCCACUCAGGGCUACGACAACGCCGUCCAGAUCAAACGCGCCGUAAAGAGCCUUCUGCUGAAAGGAUCCCUCGUGAGGACGAAGGGAACCGGAGUGUCCGGGUCCUUCAAGGCGAGCAAGCCCACUGAGAAACCCAAGACUGUAGUGAAGAAGCCCGCCGCCAAAGCCAAGAAGCCGGUAGCGAAGAAACCCAUCGCUAAGAAAGCCGCAGCCGCCAAGAAGCCAAAAGCCGCAACACCCAAGAAGGCGAAGAGGUCCGCUACCCCCCAGAAAACCUCCGUGAAGAAGGUUACAAAGACCCAGAAGAAGAAGGCAGUGACCCCCAAGAAGGCAGUGACUCCCAACAAGGCAGUGACUCCCAAGAAAGCUGCGAAGAAGGUCGUUAAAGCCAAACCAGCGAACAAGACUGCAGCGAAGAAGACUGCAGCGAAGAAGACUGCAGCGAAGAAACCAGCGAAGAAGUAAACACGCUGCUUCACCCAUCAAAAGGCUCUUUUAAGAGCCACCCACAUACACUAAAGCACUUUUCCUUAAUAUAUGUUAUGCUAUGUGUUCACUUUAUUAUGUAUGCUUUAUUUAUUGUCAUAUGCACAGCUGUCGAAGGGAAGCUGCGAUGAUUAAACUAAUAUAUUGCAUAUAAGGGGGGGGGGGGGCAGAUUCAAAUUAUUAAAUAGCAUUCAGCCAAACUGACGUCUAUAUAGUAUCAAGAUAUUUAAAUAUAUGAACACUUCCGGGGUAAUGUUUUUGUAAACAAGCAACAGCUGAAACAAUCCAAUGAUGUAGUUGAAUGUUAACACGGAUUCAAAACUAUUGAGAAUAUACUACAUUUAUUGAAACAUCAG